AUGCCCUUCCCUGUGAGCUCGGUCGCAGAUUUCGUUCCACUGCUGACGCUGUGGCAGUUCCACUGCCAGACCCUAAGGCCCGGUAGCGAUCCUAUUGUUGAUAGGGGCUGGGGCAUGGUUGAGGAAAAGCUGGGGCUUGCGUCUGUUUUUGGAGCGGCUGCAGUAACGUCCAGUCUCGAGCAGCUCUGGAUCAAGGCGUGGACGGAUGCGUCAACUACGGAUCCCAAAAUGGUGGCCCUAUCGAGACACAUGUGGGUUGGGGGUCUCAUCGGCCUCUGCAUCCUGGAUGAAACUCGAAAUAAAGGGGCGCCGCUUCUUCAGAUCACGUCGCAGUCAACCGAAGUGAAGCUGGAGAGCCAAGGAGCUGCACCCGUGAUGGAGCAGUACGCUGACCUUUUCACGGAGGGCUUGGGACUCAUCAAAGGGCCACCCGCACGGCUGCAUAUAAAGGACGGAGCAACACCAAGGUUCUGCAAGGAAGAAGCGGAACAGGAAGAUGAGGCCCAAAUUGUACUGACCCUGGACCAGUGGGAUCAGCCUGCCAUGCCGUUAAAGGAACUGAAAGCACUCGCCGUCGCUGAUGAGGUACUCUCGCAGGUACGCAAGUACACACGGGAAGUGGGCUUCCGCUUGGCUGGUGGUGCGCUCCUGGCGGCCACAGCACGCAAACUGUCCCACUCGCUUCACCGCGCCAUGCUAGCUGGCGUACUGCGGAGCCCCGUAUCUUUCUUCGAUGUUUGCCCCCGGGGACGCCUGCUUAACCGUUUCACGAGCGACCUGGACUACGUGGAUGCCGAGUGCUUCGUUUGCGGCAAGCAGUCCGUGCAGGGAGCGCUCCUCACUGCCACCAAGGUGGCUAUUGUGGCCACGCAGGCGCCACUCGUGGUGGCCGUCACAGUGGUUGUGGGAGCGCUAGCAGCUUAUGGAAUUAACCUGGCCAUCCGAGCAUCCCAUACUUGUCGCUUUUUCGAAAGCGUGGCCACAUCUAGGCAAUUCCAGCACAUGACCGAGACGCUGGACGCCUUGAGCAGCGUGCGUGCUUACGGAGUUGCAGAGCGCUUCCGGUGUCACUUCUACCGGCUGACGGACACCGUCGUCCGCGGUUACUCGGCCUACUGCGGCUGCUACCGCUUUACGCGCACACUUUCGGCUACAGGAGCGUUCGUGGUUCUCAUGGCCGCGUUGCUACUCAGCAUCACAGGCUCGGCUCCGCCAGAUCCGAGCAGCCUUGGUCUCACACUGAGUGCCGCAUCUUCGGUGAGUUGCUUGGGUUGCAGUGAAUCGUUGAGCUACGUGGUACAGUGAUUACCAUUUGUUACUUUGGAUAUCAGGUGGCAAUGAGCGUCACGCAGCUUUUGUUCAAUCUGUGGGGAAGUUUUUUUUUUUUUUGUUACUUACAACGCCACCGCCAGCAGGCAAUGAAGCCACAAAAAGCGUAGGACAUGUGGCCAGUUCUUUAUAGUUGAACUUAAGAAAUAAUAAGGAAAAAUCCCCCCGACGAUUACGAUACUUCCUAAUUCGAAAUUUGAGCGCAGCUCCAUAGACCCUUUUAUCCGCUUUGUAGCAGCAGUGUUUUCAUUACCUCAGAAAACAUGCGGUUAUUUUUUACAGCCACGUUAGCCGACGAAAAAUAAGUAUUUUGUCCCAUAGUUUACUAUAGGAAUCUGACCUUGAUGUGUUCAAAUUUAAUGCACGUGCCCAAUGCGGUGAGUUCUUGUA
This is a messenger RNA of Dermacentor andersoni, 1719 nucleotides long. Lineage: Eukaryota; Metazoa; Arthropoda; Arachnida; Ixodida; Ixodidae. The record is from RefSeq and is a predicted model, not a curated record.